Molecule: messenger RNA, 1326 nt
Organism: Daphnia pulex (common water flea)
Lineage: Eukaryota; Metazoa; Arthropoda; Branchiopoda; Diplostraca; Daphniidae
Exons: 12
Coding region: 104-1162 (352 amino acids)
Cellular component (GO): extracellular region
Molecular function (GO): chitin binding
Source: RefSeq, a predicted model, not a curated record
AGUGGCACCGCGAGAAAAGUAGAACAUUACUUUUGAUCAACAUCGCAACAACGAAGUUCAGAUAAAAUCACUUGCUGUCGAACGCUCGCAUAUUUCACUCGUCAUGAUGAAGAAUAAUUUUUCUUCGUUCCUCUUCGGGUUCAUUGUCCUAGCAUCUUUUCUAGCUGUCAAUGUGACCGGUGAGACAAAGUUAAAUCAAGCGUCAUUUCUGAGCAGCAAGGUUUUGAAUUCAAACUUACGAGGUCCAGGCGGCAUUGAAAUUCGACCUCUGGGUGAAACAACUUUCACCUGUCCAAGUUCUGAAGGUUUCUUCCCAAUUCCAAACACCUGUGGGCCUGAUUACUACGUCUGCGUUCUUGGCUCUCCAUACGUUUCGACUUGCCCUAAUGGUACCGUUUUCGAUCCCGUGACGAAAUUGUGCACACCCAUCGGAUGGGCCAGUUGCACGCCACCCUUCACCUGCCCUACUCCUGAUGGUUUUUUCCCCAUACCAGGCGCUUGCUCGAAUUCAUAUUACACUUGUGUCGGAAAUCAGGCCUAUCUACAGAAAUGCCCAGGAACUUCAAUUUUCGAUCCAGUACUAUAUAGCUGCGUACCUGAGGCCACUGCUUCUUGCAAAGUCGCUACCACGACGACGGCAAAAACUACGACAACAACCCGCACAACAACAACACCGACCACGACGACAACACCAACAACCACGACUACACGAUCGACCACAACACCAACAACCACGACCACACCAACGACGACUACUACACCAACAACAACUACUCCAACAACGACCACAACACCAACAACCACAACCCCAACAACCACGACUACACGAAUAACCACGACUACACCAACGACCACACCAACAACACCAACACCAACUUGUCCGACCAAAAUGACUUGUCAAACGAAGACCACGACUACACCAACCACGACUACAACAACCACAACCACCACAACAACAAAACCACCAACAACAACAACGGUGGGACCUUUCAAAUGUACGCAAGAAUACGGCUACUAUCCCGUCCCAGGUGUCAGCUGCAGCACACAAUAUUACAUGUGCUCAAAUUCCAUUGCAUACCUUAUGAAUUGCGCCGCGCCCACUUAUUACAACCCAUCCAUUCAGACAUGCGACUGGAAAGAAAACGUUGCCGGUUGCCAGUAACGACGACGAAGAGUUUCCGAGACUUUUCGCUGGUUUGCUAUAUAAAGCCAGGAGUAGAUUGCAUGCAAUCAAUAAUGGUCAAAUUGCAUUAUCUUUUACAUUUACUAUUGUUUAAUCUUGAUAUGUUAACAUCCUAGUAGCCUAAUAGACGCUAUAGAAGAAUC